UCUCGCCUCAUCCAAGUGACUCAGUCUCCAAAGAGGGGAUAGAGGUGAGGAGAACACCGGGCAGGACGGCCUCAGCAUCUGUGACUCCAUAGCUGCCGUACAUGAUCAGAGGAGCUGGGAGAUGAUCGGCGGCCUCCUGGCUGAACUCUCACUGGGCUGACCGGCUGCCACAAACACACACACACACACACUUGUCAUUUCUUGUAUUUCCACGGAUCUUCAGCAACAUGAGCUCAGCAUCAUCCAACCUGCACAACAAACGUCUGCCCUCCGAAGCUGAGCGUGGCCAGAGGCUGCCAGAUGUGGACGCGGCACAGCAGCUUAAACUGAGGGAGAGGCAACGCUUCUUUGAGGAGGUUUUUCAGCACGAUGUGGACGCCUAUCUGUCAUCAUCACACCUCUGCAUCAGAGACUAUAAGAGACCCCCACUUGGUAGUGUCUCAUCCAUGGAGGUCAAUGUGGACAUGCUGGACCAGCUGGAGCUGACUGACAUCUCUGACCAGGAGGCUUUAGAUGUCUUUUUCAGUUCUGGUGGGGAGGAGGGAGUGCUGAUGUCGCCACUACCAGUGCAAGGAAACAACAACAACGAGGAGGUCACUGGUUAUGGACUUUUUCGACAUGUCCUUGAGAGUCUUGAUGCAAAAUCGCGAAUGUCCUCCACGUCGUCCAGCUCUUCCUCUGACAGCCAGACCUCCAAUGCCAAUGGGAGAAACACCCCUGUGGUUGGAUCAGAUGAUGAAGAAAUGCAUCCCAACACAGAGCAGAGGAGAGAGGAACCUACAGAGAGACACUAGAGUCAAAGUCAAAGCUUUAACUUCACCAAGGCCUUCCCAGAUAGCACCCUCCCAACAGUAGAUGUCCAAAUACUAUGACAUGUCUUCCACAAAGUGUCUCUCAUUGCGCUUUAACUUUGAUUUAUGAGUGAUGGGUUGGGUGCUACAUACUUUCAAGGUAUGGACCAUGAACUGUAAAUACAAAGUAAACCUAUUAGUUCUCACCUGCUCCAGUCUCGUUUUGACUUCUCUGAUGGACAGGAUGUCUCUCUCUUUUCUUUUCUUUAGCUCAAACACUGUACAGGUUAUAAUUGUUGUACAGCAUAAACACACACAGGACUGUUAUAAAUGACAUAUGAUUGGCUGAAAUGUUACAAUAAAAAGUUUUUUUUUUAACUUUUACAUGUUGAGAAUUGUACUGAAAAUUCCUAUUAUUUUGUAUCCUAUAUUUGAAGUAAAGCUCUGACCGGUUUUAUGUGUUUUAUCAAUAAAGAAAUGUUAAAAAUUAUGUGUUUUUAAGGAUCAGAAAAACACCUGCUAUGUGUUUUAUGCUGUUUCCAGACAGCCAAUAAAAGGUAUGCUUCAGGGGGAGACUUGCCACAACCAGUACCAGCAAGUCUUCCGAUUUGUGUUUUUGAAGGCUCCUCUACUUGCGGAAUAAUGGAUAAAUGAGAGAAACGGGGCGUGUGGAGAAGGAAAAUAUCUAUACAGUACAUAAAACAAAGUUAAAUAAAUCUUAGAUUUCACAAA
Molecule: messenger RNA, 1523 nt
Organism: Cynoglossus semilaevis (tongue sole)
Lineage: Eukaryota; Metazoa; Chordata; Actinopteri; Pleuronectiformes; Cynoglossidae
Product: dysbindin
Exons: 4
Coding region: 228-794 (188 amino acids)
Biological process (GO): negative regulation of protein kinase activity
Cellular component (GO): cytoplasm
Source: RefSeq, a predicted model, not a curated record